UGCUGAAGAUGGUAUAUGAGGAGAGCCGCAAGAUCCUGGCUUUGUCAGAACAUCCCUUUGGUUUUACAGAGCUGAAGAAUGUUCAUCAGAGUGGAGUGGCGAUGGAGGGGUGGCAGAAGGAGGGCUUAGCCUUGCUGGAUGCUAUGCAGUCACUGAAAGAUUAUCUUAGCAAGGUGGCAGAUAGAGAAGACAAGGAAGAACAGAGGCAGAUGCUUGUAGAGCACCUUUUCUCCUCAGACCGGAAUAGCUUGCUCUCUGAAAUACAGGACCUCCGAGCUCAACUACGCAUGACACAUCUGCAGAACCAGGAGAAGCUACAGCAGUUACAGGAAACCCUGACCAAGGCAGAAGAUCAUGGUAGCAAACAAGAACACCAGCUUCGGAGGAAAGUUGCGUUAUUAGAAUAUUAGCAGGAAAAAUCAAUCAUAAGUGACUUGCACAGCACCCUGUCUGAGGAGCAGAAGAGAGCCUCUGAAACACGCGAUCUAUUGAAUCAAGAAAAAGCAGCCCUGAAAUCAGAGCUUUGUGAA
This is a messenger RNA of Antrostomus carolinensis (chuck-will's-widow), 530 nucleotides long. RefSeq names its product pericentrin-like. Bases 9 to 410 code for a protein of 133 amino acids. Gene Ontology annotation, molecular function: molecular adaptor activity. Lineage: Eukaryota; Metazoa; Chordata; Aves; Caprimulgiformes; Caprimulgidae. The record is from RefSeq and is a predicted model, not a curated record. Gene Ontology annotation, biological process: signal transduction. The transcript has 3 exons.